Melitaea cinxia (Glanville fritillary) is the source of this 2025-nucleotide messenger RNA. RefSeq names its product chitinase-like protein EN03 (gene Idgf). Bases 43 to 1344 code for a protein of 433 amino acids. Gene Ontology annotation, cellular component: extracellular region. The record is from RefSeq and is a predicted model, not a curated record. Gene Ontology annotation, biological process: chitin catabolic process; carbohydrate metabolic process. The transcript is spliced from 9 exons. NCBI's taxonomy places the organism in Eukaryota, Metazoa, Arthropoda, Insecta, Lepidoptera, Nymphalidae. Gene Ontology annotation, molecular function: chitin binding.
GCCACACACGCUCCGUGGUGAUCAGACGUGGUUAUCGCAAGCAUGAAGAUAUUGGUCGCUUUCCUCGGGCUCUUCGCCCUGGCUUUAGCCACCACAACCAGCCAAACCAAAGUCGUCUGCUACUAUGACAGCAAGAGCUAUGUCCGAGAAUCUCAAGCACGUAUGCUCCCCAUGGACUUGGACCCAGCACUGUCGUUCUGCACUCACUUAGUGUAUGGCUAUGCCGGAGUACAGCCUGACACUUACAAAAUGGUAUCUCUGAACGAGAACCUGGACACCGACCGCAACUACGCCAACUACAGAGCUAUCACCAACUUCAAGUCGAAAUACCCUGGUCUUAAAGUACUAUUAUCUGUUGGAGGAGACGCUGAUUUGGAAGAACAACAAAAAUACAACUUGCUGCUCGAGACUCCACAAGCAAGAACUGCUUUCGUCAACUCUGGAGUACUGUUAGCUGAACAGCAUGGUUUUGAUGGUAUCGAUCUCGCUUGGCAAUUCGCAAGGAUCAAGCCGAAGAAGAUUCGCUCCACCUUGGGAUCAAUCUGGCACACUUUCAAGAAAACAUUCGGCUCAACCCCCGUUGACGAAAAAGAGGCUGAACACAGAGAAGGUUUCACUGCCCUAGUCAGAGAAUUGAAGGCUGCCCUCAAUCUCAAGCCUCACAUGCAACUUUCUGUUACCGUUCUCCCUAAUGUGAACUCUACUAUCUACUUCGAUGUGCCAGCCAUCAUUAACAUGGUGGACAUCGUCAACUUGAACGCUUUCGACUAUUACACUCCAUCGAGGAACCCCAAGGAAGCUGAUUACACGGCUCCUAUCUACAAGCCCCAGAACCGUAAUGACCUUCUCAACGUCGACUCUGCCGUAUCUUACUGGCUCGCUGGCGGAGCUCCCAGUAACAAGAUUGUAGUCGGUAUCGCCUCCUAUGCUCGUACAUGGAAAUUAGAUUCCGAGAGCGAAAUUUCCGGAGUACCACCACUACACGCUAAUGGACCGGGCGAGGCCGGACCUUACACUAAAACCGAAGGUCUUCUGAGCUACCCAGAAGUAUGCGCGAAACUUAUCAACCCUAACCACCAGAAGGGCAUGCGUCCUCACUUAAGGAAGGUCACCGAUCCCAGCAAACGUUUCGGAACAUACGCUUUCCGUCUGCCCGACGACAGCGGCGAGGGUGGUUUGUGGGUCAGCUAUGAAGAUCCCGACACAGCCGGACAAAAGGCGACAUACGCGAAGUCCAAAAACCUUGGAGGAGUUUCCAUCGUGGAUUUGAGUAUGGAUGAUUUCCGCGGACUUUGCACUGGCGACAAAUAUCCAAUUCUUCGUGCUGCGAAAUACCGAUUAUAAAUAAUAUAAUAUGUUAAAUGCUAUAUUCUCCUAUAAAUGUACACUUAUUUAAUUCGACAGGCAAACGAAGUCCAAGUUUUUCUAAUAUGACAAGUUUUUCUAAUAUGACAACGUCAGUAGCAUAUAGUAGAAUUUAGUAAAGGGGAGACUGGAUGCGGUUGAAACUUUGUUACAUGCUUCCUUCUUGUUCUUUUUCUUUCUUCAUCAAUCUUCCCCAGUCCCCUAAGUGCAUUCAGUUCAAAAUUUAGACGAACUUAUAUUUAAAAUAUGAUUAUGAUUAUAUUACAAAUUUGAAUAGGGCCAAUUAAUUGUAACUUUGUUUUGAAGACACAUACCAGACUUUAUUUCCAAGACCCAUACCAGACUUUAUUUCGAAGAUACAUACCAGACUUUAUUUCCAAGACACAUACCAGACUUUAUUUCCAAGACACAUACCAGACUUUAUUUCGAAGAUAGAUACCAGACUUUAUUUCGAAUACACAUACCUGACUUUGUUUUGAAGACACAUACCAGACUUUGUUUUGAAGACACACGCCAGGUUUUGUUGCGUAGUCUAAUUUUCAUUUUUUAAUUUGAUUGUAUUUAUUGCAUGCACCCCACUACUGCGCAUAGGCCCCGUGUAGGAGAAGGAUUAUUGAUAUUGCAUGUAUUGCAUGUUGAUAAUAAAGUAAAUUGAUAUAA